Plectropomus leopardus (leopard coralgrouper) is the source of this 4165-nucleotide messenger RNA. RefSeq names its product NTPase, KAP family P-loop domain containing 1 (gene nkpd1). The record is from RefSeq and is a predicted model, not a curated record. NCBI's taxonomy places the organism in Eukaryota, Metazoa, Chordata, Actinopteri, Perciformes, Serranidae.
CCCCCCCCCUCUCUUAUCUGUGUUGUAAAGUUUUACAACACUCAAGUCCCAGGGGAGCAAGGCUCAGUACACCUUAGCUGCAUAGUCCUUGUCUUUUCUGGAUACGUUACAAGUAGCGAUUUAAACAUGAGUCAACAUAAAAACUGACAUUUGGAACUUAAACCAGGUCAAACGGGUUUUCUGUGGAAAGCUGCACAUCCCACGACACAGUCAUCAUGUAUAAGACAACAACAGAUGAUAUUUACGCAUAUGCGCUGUCCAAGACCCUGACAAAAGUUUCAUCACCUGCAACUGUGGGACUCUACUCUUCAUGUCAGAAUCGAAUUAAUAUGAUCCUCGAACAAAUGGAAGUGUACAUGAAGCGGGAGGCUUCAAGGAUAGAGAAGGAAGACAAAGGAAGAUACAGGCCUCGCUCAGCUACUCCAUCAAUUUGUGGCUUUCUAGCACUCAUUGGCCGAAUGCUCUUCUAUAGACCCAUUCUGACCAUGGAGAACCAGCAUCACCAUAACGUCAGGUUUAUUUAUGUACAUUUCAGUGCCUGGCAUUUUGCAGGCAGUGACCUGCUUUGGGCGGGGCUAGCCAUACGGCUGUUUCAAGCCAUGCAGAUGAACUUUGGGAAAUUGCACCUUGCUCUCUACCGUGUGGCGCAAUAUGAUGAAGAAGACGAAGUCAAGAGGAAGAUUGUGGAAGAUGGUCCUAGCGAUUGGAGGUCCAAAAAGAUUUGCUGCUGCCCUCUGUGGUUUCUCGUCCUUACCAUUCUUGUGAUACCAAUUUCCAUCCUACUAUUCUGGUUGAUCAUUGGCUUUCCCCAACCUGAGAUGAAACCAGGGGCGGUGAAUGGAACAAAAAGCCAUGUGGGUGUAGGGGAGGGCCUGCUCAUUGCUGCAUUAGGGGUCCCUGCAGCAAGUGCAUUGAAGUUUAUCUUUUCAAUGUGUAAGAACCUCAUCUUCACCUUGGAUCUGAACAUCAUGAAGGGGAUGGACAAUGAGCGGGUAAGCAAACAACUGGGCUUCAUGAACGAAGUGAGGAAGGAAAUGUGGUUUCUGUCUCAGUUUAUCCAGUUUAUGGAGGUGUUUGAGAGGAGGAGGAUCCGGGUGAUGCUGAAGAUCACCAAUCUGGACCGCUGCUCCCCCGAGAAAAUAGUUGCAGUUCUGGAUGCCAUCAACAUUCUGCUUUCAAAUGAGGAAAGUCCAUAUAUUUCCAUUCUGGCCAUCAACCCAGAUGUUGUUGUGAAGAAAGUGAACUUUGCAGAUGGCUGCUUCAGCAAAGAGGACAGAGCUUAUGCACUGCUGAACCACAUCGUAACUCUGCCUUUCACGGUCCCACCGCUGUGCAAUGAUUCAAAGCAUAGUAUAUUUUGCAAACUUACUGGGAAUUCAAAAAUCCCUGAGGAUAUAGGCAUGAGUGAAGAUAAUCGUCAAACUGGGAGUCUCAAAAAGACCCCUUCUCCAGAUUUAUAUGCAGUGGAGAUUGCAUUUGAAACUAAGGAGGCAUAUCCACUGAUAGAUAAAAAUACAGAAGCACUAGAUGUAAAGGAGGAGGAGGUAGAGAAGUUGCUCAGGAGCAUCCUGACCAACACUGAAACCAGUCUUAACAAGUACAUGAUAGAGGAUGCCAUGUCUAUGAGGAGGGCGAUCAACACUUUUCGAGUGACUGUGACAAUCAUGAAGGCCUUGAAGAAAGAGCUUCCUCAACCAGAAUUCAUCGCAGCAUGGGUAGUCUUGGCUAAUCAGUGGCCUUGCCGCCUCAGCUGGAUCAUCCAGUGUGUGGAAGACGCUGAGCAGAGUGUAGAAAGUGAUAGUAUCAAUCAGACAAAUGUUGAUGAUUCAAAGACCUUGUGGAAAGUCUUCAGUGAGUCCAGGGCAGAGUUGUACGUGAUGAGUGCACAGAUUGAGGAGCUCCUCGAGCAGGAUGGAGAUCCUGAGAUGUUUGAAAGAUUUCUCAUGGUAGAUUUCCAAUUCACCAUAAGGGACUUGAAGACACUUGAAGUGGUGACAGUGAACCUCGAUCAUUCAAUUAGAAGGGAGCUGGCUCACAUCAGAGGGACAUCCAGGCUGAAAGAUUCUGGCUGGAUGAGGAACCUAGCUCCUCUGUCAAUCGCAACUAUCAUCAAAAUGACUACAGAGGAUGUAUGUAAAGAGCUGGAGAGGAUGGAAUACCCAAGUAAGUACAUUGAUAUUGUAAGAAGAAAUGACCUCAACGGUUCAGCACUGAUUUUUGGGGAUGUUGAUGACCUUAAAGCCCUCCUAGAUAUGACCUUUGGGGAAUGGGCAACUUUCAAACUCCACUUCCAGGGUUCACCACGUCUCCGACCACAGUACCGGAACACGUCAACGUUUCCUUCUCAUCCUCAGUUGUCGGGAUUUCCCCUCCAUGUUCGACAUCAUUACAUGACUAAUCCUGGUGUGGUUAACAACUACAUGUAAGAAUCCAAUCCAUCUCCAGUGAGGGUGAUAUCCCAAAAAUUCUCUGCAUGUGUGACAUUUAUCAGCGAUCUUUACAGUAACGAUACACAACUUGUGCAGAGUUUGGGAGUUUAUUUUAGUCUGAAUUACAUUCACCUUGUCUAGCUACAGGAACUUGUGAUAAACUCUUCAUGCUUGCAAAAAUGAUUAAUUUCCUUCAACUUUGUCAAAUAACUUAAAGGGGAAAAGCAUCAAGGACAGCUGUCAUGUUGCCUUGAUGUCAGUCAUGUAGAAAUCAACCUUAGUUGUCCUGAUGUGCGUUUGUGUUUUUCAUGGAUCACAUUUUUCUGUAAUAGGUAUUUCACAGCAGAUAUUUUGGCAUGUCACAGUAGGAAAAGCACUGUUGUGAUGGCUAAAUGUCAUUAGCUGCUUCAGUUUCAGGGCCCUGGUAUUGUGUAUGCUGCCUCACUGUCACACUUUAAUGGCUUUACUCUGACACUAGAAUAAAAAGGAGCUACUGGUAAUGUCACUAAUAACAAAGAGACCUGUUAGGAGACAACACUGUUGUUGUUUUUCCUGUCGAUGUGUGAAGGAGAGUUCGCAAAUUAAAAAAGUUCAGGAAGAUAAAAAGCUGGGAAACAUCCUACCUAAAAAACAGACCAACUAAUGUUUCAACAUUUCUUUUAAAAUAAUUUUCACUCCUACUAGAAUGUAUUAUGAUAUAUUAUUAAAGAUUGCUUGACUUUUCUGUUGAAAAAUAAGAGGCUGAACAGCUCUAUUCUCAGUCUUUCAGUCAUUCUUUGCCACUAUAUCACACAAAAGUGUGACAUGCACAUGAAAAUAUCUCAGAUUGAGGGAUAUCUCAUUAAAGACAGGCCUCUGUUCACUGUUAACAGGACACUCUUUCACACAUAAAAUUGCAACUUGAUUGUAGGUUUUGCAUAUGCUAUUUUUUUAUUGUUUUGGAUUUUUUUAUUUUAUUUUGUUUGUACUGUGAGUUUCACUGUAACUUUAUUCUGGAACAAAUGCAUGUUUAUAUCGAGGUGCAUGAUGUGUCUGUGCCAUACAUCAUGAAUGCAUGCUGCAAUUUUUUAAAUUUGAACUUUAAUGAAGUCAGAGAGUAUUAAUGGAAUGUUUAGGUUAUUGGAAAUAACAGAGAUAGGUUUGUAGUAGUAGCAGUAGUAGUAGUAGUAGUAGGUAUGCAUGUAUUUCAGAGCCAGAACAGGCUUUAACAAAGUAUUUUUGGUAUUUUAUUGAUUGAAAGGCAGUGUAUGUUUAGGAAUAUUUCGAUCCUUGAAAAAAAGUACUUCUCAAUACUGUAUGUGUAAACGGAUAUCCUACAUUUCAUGUGAAUCCAUAAAAUUUAACUUCUGACGAAUGAAAUGCAUGUUCAAGUGUUCAUAAUAAAAAUGCUCACCCAAGCACUUCUCGUUUCUCGUUCAAAUACAUUUGCUAGUUUACAAACAGCCCCGGCAAUGUGCUGACUCAUUAAUGAUAUUUUUACAUCAAAGUGUUCUUGUGUUAAAUAAUCAGCUGAAGGUUCACUUCAUCUGGGUUCCUUUGAACCUUUUCCCCUCAGAAAGCUGCAAACGUUAAAGUGACUAAAAAUAUCAGGCAAACAAACUGCGGGCAUUUACAGUACAAGCAAUAUCAUUUCACUGCCGUACACACUUGAUAGCAUACAGUACACACCAAAGGUCUUAACUUGAUGAUUUUGUAAUCUUUUAGAAAUACAGCUGCAUCCUCUGAUUGGAUUUCAU